This is a messenger RNA of Lactuca sativa (garden lettuce), 1714 nucleotides long. Its product is annotated as agglutinin. Gene Ontology annotation, molecular function: carbohydrate binding. NCBI's taxonomy places the organism in Eukaryota, Viridiplantae, Streptophyta, Magnoliopsida, Asterales, Asteraceae. The record is from RefSeq and is a predicted model, not a curated record.
GCGUCACAAUUGGACACGGCUUUAGCAGUUUCGGGGAAAUAUAACAGGUUCACCAUGACUAAAACUUGGAUACCACUAUUUAAAUGCCUGAUUGAAUUUAUGCGCUCGAAAUACUGAUUAUGUGUAAUAAUUGAGUAAAGUAUCUUCAGCUGCAAUUCCAAGUUACUUGCAUAGUAAAUUCGACAAUUGCUUCAGUUCAUCAGGUGAUGAGCGGUUGGGUUUUGUAAAAGAUUUGUGGUAAGUAAUAUAUAUGGAUAAAAGCUGGAUGAAUGAGCCUAAGUCAAGCACCACAUUUUUGAAAGGGUUAGGUGAAUUCCUUGAUGUUGAAUGCGAUAAUAGUGCAAAUGCUAGUAACUGUAUUAAAUGCCCCUGUGUCAUGUGCGUGAAUAAUGUGUGGUUAACACGUGACGCGGUGACCGAGCACACAGUCUGCAAUGGCAUUAUGCAUGGAUAUGACGCCUUGCUUGCCCAUGCCACCUCCGAGGUUCAUAAAGAAGUUGCACAAGUAGGAAUAUGGGGAACAAAAUCAAAAGGUUCUCCACAAAAUCGCUGGUCUUUUCGACUUGACAAUAAUCACAAGCUAAAGAAGAUAACUAUAGAUCAUGGUGUUCUAAUAUAUUCCCUCAUGUUAACUUCUGAAGAUAGCAAAGGAUGUUUGCAUGAUUCUGAAAAAGCAGGUGGUUGGAAUGGUGGAGACCAAAUUCAUGAGGUUACAUUUGAUCCUGAUGAGGAGAUAGUUGGCAUUAAUGGAACCGUUGAUGUAUCAACAGGGGUCUAUUCUGGUUACACUAUUAUAGCAUCGUUGUCUUUCAUAACCAACAAACGGACUCAUGGGCCUUUUGGUCAGACAACAGGGACACCUUUUAUAGUACCAUGGAACAAAGGCUCUUUUGCUGGAUUUUAUGGUCUUGCUGGUUAUUAUAUAGAUGGCAUAGGUGUCUAUUUAAAGGCUUCUCAAAACACUGCACGAGUUGGACUAUGGGGAACGGAGUCUAGUACUGAUCCUCAAUAUCGAUGGUCGUUUUGUCUAGAGAAAAAUCAUAAGCUCACAAAGAUAACAAUAGAUCAUGGUGAUAUGAUAUCUUCCCUCAUGUUCACUAGCGAAGAUUGUAUGGGUUAUGUCCAUGUUUCUAACAAGGCUGGUGGUUAUAAUGAUGGAUCCACAAUAUCCGAGGUUAACCUUGCAUGGGAUGAGGAUAUAAUUGAAAUUUCUGGAACGUUUGGAGUCUCAUCGGGGGCGUAUGCCCAGGAGACCAUAUCAUCGCUGUCUUUUGUUACAAACAAAAGGAGUCAUGGACCUUUUGGAUGUGCAAGAGGGACGCAUUUUUCUGUGCCCUGGCAAAAAGGUUCAUUUGCAGGAUUUUAUGGCAUUGCUAGCUACUAUAUUGAUGGUAUCGGUAUUUAUUUGAGAGCUAUUAAGAGCAUCGACAAUAAGAGUUUAAUAAAAGUUGAAUAGAUGAUAACUAGGACUGAAUAGAUGUUUAAUGGAGUAUGAAAGAUGAGAUGGAGAAGAAUUGAAUGAGAGAGUUGUAUGAUCAUUGAGUGGUUCAAUAGAUUUAAUCUUUUCUUUCCAAUUAAAUUUCAAACCAAAUAUAGAAUUCCAUUAAACUUUAUAGAGUUUAAUGGAGUGUGGAUGUUAAAGAGUAUAGUGAAUAAAAAGUGAAAUGUUGAUGUGGCAGUGAUGUGAUACUCCAUUCAACUCCAUAUAAUUCAA